Messenger RNA from Pungitius pungitius (ninespine stickleback), 3026 nucleotides. RefSeq names its product SMAD family member 4a (gene smad4a). The transcript has 11 exons. Gene Ontology annotation, biological process: BMP signaling pathway; SMAD protein signal transduction; transforming growth factor beta receptor signaling pathway. Gene Ontology annotation, molecular function: RNA polymerase II cis-regulatory region sequence-specific DNA binding; I-SMAD binding; DNA-binding transcription factor activity, RNA polymerase II-specific. Lineage: Eukaryota; Metazoa; Chordata; Actinopteri; Perciformes; Gasterosteidae. Gene Ontology annotation, cellular component: heteromeric SMAD protein complex. Bases 541 to 2052 code for a protein of 503 amino acids. The record is from RefSeq and is a predicted model, not a curated record.
CAACACGCCGCACCACGCCUGUCACCUUUCACGCGUGCAUGCGCAGUCGGAUUGUGGUGGGUGGGGAUAAUGUUUACUUUCGUGGCCAGUUAACCUUAAAUGUGUUGGGAUAUUCUUAAUAUGUAUUUUUUCCACACCGUUCCACUUUGAUCUGGACUAUACAAACACUGGUACGCACGUAACUCUCAUGCUGCUGUAACAGCUCACGAGGUAACGGAUUUGGGCGUCUAUAGAAAGGUGGAUGGUCUGUAGCGUUAGCUAAGUUAGCUGCUAGCGUCUCUGCUAGCCGAAAUAUCGUCAACGCACGAUAGCAAACGCCAGGGAGCCCAUCGACUAUUAAGUAGCUGAAGCCACUCCUUUAUCACCUCGGGCCACUUUUAUCGACGCUGCGGCGCGGAUAAAUCACCAAGUCCACAGCACGUUCGUGUUCAGGUUGCCACGGUGCAGUCCUCUCCCUGUCACAGAUAAACCAGUAAAGGCAUAAAAGAUACAACUUAAAACAUCUCCCCAAGGUUAAAACAAAACCCCCACAGGACCAAGAUGUCAAUCACAAACACACCCACAAGUAAUGACGCCUGUUUGAGCAUUGUGCAUAGCCUGAUGUGCCACCGACAGGGAGGGGAGAGUGAAAGCUUUGCUAAACGGGCCAUCGAGAGUCUGGUGAAGAAGCUCAAGGAGAAGAAAGAUGAGCUUGAUUCCCUCAUCACAGCCAUCACUACAAAUGGAGCUCAUCCUAGCAAGUGUGUGACCAUACAGAGAACUUUGGAUGGACGCCUACAGGUGGCAGGGCGCAAAGGUUUUCCCCAUGUUGUCUAUGCCCGACUGUGGCGAUGGCCUGAUCUACACAAGAAUGAGCUAAAACAUGUGAAAUAUUGCCAGUAUGCCUUUGACCUGAAAUGUGACAAUGUUUGUGUCAACCCAUAUCACUACGAGAGGGUCGUCUCUCCAGGCAUUGAUUUAUCAGGGCUGACGCUUUCAAGUUCAGUUCCCCUCCUGGUCAAGGAUGAGUAUGACUAUGACAACCAGCAAUCUCACUCGAGCUCUGAAAGCCACCUGCAGACCAUCCAGCAUCCCCCGUCAAGGCCCAGUCCACACGAUUCCUUCAUCAACUCCGCUCUCCUGCCCCUGUCGGAGGGCAGCGGUUCGGCCUCAACCUCCGCUUUCUCCACCAUCAGCGCUGGACCCUCAAAUCCUAACCCCAGCUGGAGCAGAAACAGCAGCUUCUCCCCUGCAGUGCCACAACAUCAAAACGGGCACCUCCAGCAUCAUCCCCCCAUGCCUCACACAGGGCAUUAUUGGCCUGUUACCAACGAAAUUGCGUUCCAGCCUCCAAUAUCCAAUCACCCCGCUCCAGAAUACUGGUGCUCCAUUGCGUACUUCGAGAUGGACGUCCAAGUUGGGGAGACCUUUAAGGUGCCGUCGACGUGUCCGAUAGUGACCGUGGACGGCUACGUUGAUCCUUCAGGAGGGGACCGCUUUUGCUUGGGUCAGCUGAGCAAUGUCCACAGGACAGAGAACAUAGAGCGGGCCAGGCUUCACAUUGGCAAAGGCAUGCAGUUGGAGUGCAAAGGGGAAGGAGAUGUCUGGGUGCGCUGCUUGAGUGAUCACGCAGUGUUUGUGCAGAGCUAUUACCUGGAUCGAGAGGCCGGACGUGCCCCUGGAGAUGCAGUUCACAAGAUCUACCCGAGCGCUUACAUUAAGGUGUUUGACCUGCGGCAGUGCCACAGGCAGAUGCAGCAGCAGGCGGCGACGGCCCAGGCGGCAGCUGCAGCCCAGGCGGCGGCGGUGGCCGGAAACAUCCCCGGGCCCGGCUCCGUGGGAGGCAUCGCCCCGGCCAUCAGUCUGUCUGCUGCUGCAGGCAUCGGGGUGGAUGACCUGCGCAGGCUGUGCAUCCUGCGGAUGAGCUUCGUGAAAGGCUGGGGGCCCGACUACCCACGGCAAAGCAUCAAGGAGACCCCCUGCUGGAUCGAGAUCCAUUUACACCGGGCUCUCCAGCUACUGGAUGAAGUUCUUCACACCAUGCCCAUAGCUGACCCGCAACCCCUCGACUGAGCAAAACGAAAAGAAAACAACGGAGGCUGUACUUUGUAACAAACCCCUCCAAAAACAGGCCGGAGGUGCAUAAGGGGGCCUGCGGCGGCGGGGGCGAUGCUCGAGUAGGUUUUAGAAGCAUGAACAAGGACUUAAAGGGCGGCAGAAAGCGCCAAACCCGCUGCUUUGAAAUCCGGAUCUACACGCGGUUGCUGGUAUACAGAGGGAGACUCCAGGUGUGUAAAUGACAGUGACUUUCAAACAACAGCUGGAUGAACAUGUGGCGUCCACUGGGAGGAGUGGUAGUACUCUGGAAACAUGCUGCCAAGAGAAUGGAAAAAGGUGUAAAAGCCCCCAUCAAUUAUUAAGUCAGCCUUGGUGCAAUACAAAUGCAAUUUGUAACCACAAGAGUGUGGAGAGUAAAUCAUGAAAUGAUUCACACUCACUCUUUUUUUUUUUGUAUAAACAAUUCAACAUUUAAGAUCUUACGCCCAAAAUAACCCUGUGAACAUGCUGACAAAAGUAUUUAGUAGAGGGCAAACAUUAGGCUUCACACCAGCAGCACUGUGCACAACGUGAUGCCUUGUGUUGGAUGAAGACCUGUCUGAACAUGCCGGGUGUCGUUUCCAGUCCUCCAUUGGCUCUCUGGUGCUUCUAUGGCUUCAUGUAACCCGAGUUUUUCAUCUCACAAAUCAGGCCAUUUAUGUAAAAUCAUAUUAAUCGUUACUCAUGUUUUUGUAAGAUCUAAUCUUCGAUAUCUUUUGUUGCUUAUUGUUUGAUGGUUUCUUAUUUUUGUAUUACCCUUUUGAAUAGUAGUUUUUACUGAUUGAGCAUUUGAAAAGCCUGUUUUAGCUUAGCUCAGCUUCUUUUUUUUAACUUUUCAACACCAUAAAAUUAACAGUUGAAGAUAUGGUAUUGAGAAUCUACAAUUUCAUAUUGCUGAAAUCAAAUUUUAAAAUAAAUUCAAAGGAAAAGGUUAUUAAAACCUGCCCUAA